GCCAAUUUCAGGGGCAGGUCGGGUUCCCUCCCCGCCCCCUCCUUCUAUUCCUCCUCCUCACCCUUUUCUCUUGGCUCUGUCGGCAGUUUCUCCAGGACCCAGCAGUGUUCUCUGUCCACUGCUCUGGGCCAUUCCCCACCCCGCCCCCACCUUGAGCCCUUUACCUCAGGAUUCAGGACCUAGAGGCCCCUCCCCACCCCAGCUAACCUCCUUCUGGACCAGGAGAGCUGACCCAGAGCCCACUACCUCCAUGAGCGCAACAGACAGGAUGGGGGCCAGAGUGGUGCCGGGUCUGCAGCUGGCACUGCUGCUACUGCUAGUGCUAGGGAUACCCCAGUCAGGGGUUCAGGGGGAGGAAGGGCUGGACUUCCCCCAGUAUGAUGGUGUGGACCGUGUGAUCAAUGUCAACGCAAAGAACUACAAGAAUGUGUUCAAGAAGUAUGAGGUGCUGGCGCUGCUCUAUCAUGAGCCCCCUGAGGAUGACAAAGCCUCACAAAGGCAGUUUGAGAUGGAGGAGCUGAUCCUGGAGUUAGCAGCCCAAGUCCUAGAAGACAAGGGUGUUGGCUUCGGGCUGGUGGACUCUGAGAAGGAUGCAGCUGUGGCCAAGAAACUAGGAUUAAUUGAAGAAGACAGCAUUUAUGUGUUCAAAGGAGAUGAAGUCAUUGAGUAUGAUGGCGAGUUUUCUGCUGACACCCUGGUGGAGUUUUUGCUUGACGUCCUAGAGGAUCCUGUGGAGUUAAUUGAGGGUGAAAAAGAGCUGCAGGCGUUUGAGAAUAUCGAGGAUGAGAACAAACUCAUUGGCUACUUCAAGAACAAAGACUCAGAGCAUUUCAAAGCCUAUGAGGACGCAGCGGAGGAGUUUCAUCCCUACAUCCCCUUCUUCGCCACCUUCGACAGCAAGGUGGCAAAGAAGCUGACCCUGAAGAUGAACGAGAUAGACUUCUAUGAGGCCUUCAUGGAAGAGCCUGUGACCAUCCCAGACAAGCCCAAUACUGAAGAGGAGAUUGUCAGCUUCGUGGUGAAGCACAGGAGAUCAACCCUGAGGAAACUGAAGCCUGAGAGUAUGUAUGAGACCUGGGAGGAUGAUCUGAAUGGAAUCCACAUUGUGGCCUUUGCAGAGGAAGCUGAUCCUGAUGGCUUUGAGUUCUUAGAGACACUGAAGUCUGUGGCCCAAGAGAACACUGACAACCCUGAUCUUAGCGUCAUCUGGAUUGACCCUGAUGACUUCCCCCUGCUGGUCCCAUACUGGGAGAAGACGUUUGACAUCGACUUGUCAGCUCCACAAAUAGGAGUUGUCAACGUCACUGACGCGGAUAGCAUAUGGAUGGAGAUGGACAACGAGGAGGACCUGCCUUCUGCUGAGGAGCUGGAGGACUGGCUGGAGGACGUGCUGGAGGGCGAGAUCAACACAGAGGAUGAUGAUGAGGAGGACGACGAUGAUGAUGAUGAUGACUAGUUAGCUGUGGCAACCGUCUUCCAGCUCCAACUGAUCUUCUCAUGCUCCCUUCUGCCUUCCCUGUCCUUCUUUGAGCUCCUCCAGGGACACUAGGCCAUUCUCUGUCAUAGAGCCCAUUGGGGUCUAUAUGCUGGUGCUGAGACCCUGGUCCCCCUCAUCUGAUGAGGAAAGGAGCUACUUUGCCGUAGACGCCAGCCAAGCCCUCUCAUCUAACGUGUUUCCUGUCUCAUAAUUUACCAACAUCUAUUAUUUGUUUUUUCCAUCACUCUCUACACUCUUUCUCCUGAUUCUCCUCUUGCCAUAUCUACAGGUCCCCUUCUUUCCCGUUCCUUCCACCUAAGCAACCCUUCCCUCACUCUCGCAAAACCUAUCCCUGACUGUCUGAAGGGUAGUGUUUGAGGCUGUAUCACAGCAAUCUCUUGUUAAUGUAUUUGGGUCAAAUGAGGGGCCUCAAUAAAGAGAUCUGGGGCAGAAUGA
Trichechus manatus latirostris (Florida manatee) is the source of this 1933-nucleotide messenger RNA. It is a transcript of the gene CASQ1, whose product is annotated as calsequestrin 1. The record is from RefSeq and is a predicted model, not a curated record. Gene Ontology annotation, biological process: regulation of skeletal muscle contraction by regulation of release of sequestered calcium ion. The transcript has 11 exons. Gene Ontology annotation, molecular function: calcium ion binding. Lineage: Eukaryota; Metazoa; Chordata; Mammalia; Sirenia; Trichechidae. The coding region runs from base 251 to 1456 and encodes 401 amino acids. Gene Ontology annotation, cellular component: sarcoplasmic reticulum lumen; Z disc.